Molecule: messenger RNA, 348 nt
Organism: Suillus fuscotomentosus
Lineage: Eukaryota; Fungi; Basidiomycota; Agaricomycetes; Boletales; Suillaceae
Exons: 3
Coding region: 1-348 (115 amino acids)
Source: RefSeq, a predicted model, not a curated record
AUGUCUUUUGAUCAGGAUAUUGAUGGCUAUGAUGCUGAUACUAGCAUAUCUUUUUCAGACAGUCGUUCCAGCACACCGAAGAUGACACCCUCAGAUGAUAUGUUUGUCAACCCAGCAUACUGGCAUGCACAUCCAGAGAAAGAACACUUGAUCAGACAGCAACUGUUGCAUCACCCAAAUACUAUGCCUCCCUGGCCUGACGAGCCCGAAAGCGACCCACCCGAGCCAACACUGCAGCAAGUCUUCACCCCUCCUCGUGUGGAUGAUCCUGAAAGUGUUACCGAGCCUGAAAGCGACCCACCCGAGCCGACACUGCAGAAAGUCAUCACCCCUCCCUCGUGUGGAUGA